Molecule: messenger RNA, 666 nt
Organism: Tauraco erythrolophus (red-crested turaco)
Lineage: Eukaryota; Metazoa; Chordata; Aves; Musophagiformes; Musophagidae
Source: RefSeq, a predicted model, not a curated record
CUGUCCUUCAAACAAACAAUGGUCCUGGUCUCACAGGAUUAAUGACCAUAGCUGCCCACCUCGUUAAACAGGCUAAGAAAGACCAACUGCUUGGAAGUACUGCGGAGGAGAAGGCUGUUGUUCAGCAGUGGUUGGAAUAUAGAGUGACUCGAGUAGAUGGAGGCUCUAGUAGAGAAGAUACUAGAGUAAUUCUGAAGGAUCUUAACGUACACCUUGAAGAUAAAGUCUACCUUGCAGGAAAUAUUUUUACCUUAGCAGACAUUUUGAUGUACUAUGGAUUGCAUCAUGUCAUGGUGGACCUCACCGUGCAAGAAAAGGAGAAAUACCUUAACGUGUCUCGUUGGUUCAAUCACAUUCAGCAUUAUCCAGGUGUCCGACAACAUCUGUCCAAUGUCAUCUUUAUCAAGAACAGAUUAUACACCAACGCUCAUUAAGGAAAAUCUUAAUGUCGUGUCGGAAGAGUGUUUGGGAGUUUAGAAGUUACCCCGUCCAAAACCACUAGCUUGCAAAUACUGGUCUGUAACCUUCUGUAUGUGAACCAAAACUGUUGAUGCCUCAAAUAAUACAAUUGCAUUGAAUUGCUGUUGCUCCUUCAAGAAUUCGAACCAGUUGAAGAGCUGUAUCAUGUAUCUGAUUAAAAUACAACAAUGAUAGAAAGAUGGUAAU